Messenger RNA from Pelobates fuscus (common spadefoot toad), 2289 nucleotides. It is a transcript of the gene MASP2, whose product is annotated as MBL associated serine protease 2. Gene Ontology annotation, cellular component: extracellular region. The coding region runs from base 104 to 2170 and encodes 688 amino acids. Gene Ontology annotation, molecular function: calcium ion binding; serine-type endopeptidase activity. Gene Ontology annotation, biological process: proteolysis; complement activation. The transcript is spliced from 11 exons. Lineage: Eukaryota; Metazoa; Chordata; Amphibia; Anura; Pelobatidae. The record is from RefSeq and is a predicted model, not a curated record.
CAGAGGGUCAUUGGCUUAGGGGCGAGGGACACUGAUCAAAGGUUCGCUAUCUGCAAACAGAUUGCAGGACAAUCAGUGAGAGAUACAUCAGGCAACAGGAGACAUGAGGCUUUGGUUUUCUGCACUUAUUGCCGUCGUGAUUUGUAAAACUGGAGAUGGGGUGGAACUAACUGGGCUCUACGGAAGAAUCACUUCUCCGAAUUUUCCGAAACCCUAUCCUAAUGACCAGACGAUCACUUGGACCAUUACAACCCCCAUAGGGCAUCGAAUUAAGAUCUAUUUCACUUACUUCAAUCUGGAGCUUUCGUAUCGGUGCGAAUAUGACUACCUCAAGCUCAAUUCAAAAGGGACAGAAGUGGCUCACCUGUGCGGCAAAGAGAGCACGGACACUGAGAAAGCCCCCGGAGACACCGUUUUUUACUCCCUCGAUAAUAAAAUGACUGUUACCUUCAGGAGUGAUUACUCUAAUGAGAAGGAGUUCAAUGGUUUUGAGCUUUUCUACACAGCUGAAGAUAUUAAUGAAUGUGAGAGUGACACAGAGAUUUGUGACCAUUUUUGUCAUAACUACAUUGGGGGACAUUAUUGCAGCUGUAGGCCUGGAUUCAGCCUUCACAGUGAUAAGAAAAUAUGCACGGUACAAUGUGGAAGCCCAGUUUACAAAGCAAGUUCAGGGGAGGUCACAAGCCCCGAUUAUCCGGGUGUAUACCCCAAACUCUCCAACUGCAAAUACUCCAUUCAAGCUGAAGAAGGCUUCUCCAUCCAUUUAAAAUUCCUGGACUUGAAUGUGGAAUCCCAUCCAGAUGUAUUGUGUCCUUACGACAGUCUGCAGAUCAAAGCUGGGGGGAAAGACUUUGCCAAACUCUGCGGAGACACUGUACCUGCAGAAAUGGACACCCGCAGCAAUAUGGUGGAAAUCAUAUUCAUGACAGACAGCUCCGGAGACCAUACAGGAUGGAAGAUUCAAUACACCAGCAAAGCUCUUCCAUGUCCCAAGCUUGUGCCGCCACCCAGAGGCAAUUUUGUGCCAUCAAAGAGCACCUACGUAGUGAAUGAUAAAGUGUCUGUCUUUUGCGAGGAAGGUUAUGUACUAAUAGAGAAUGAAAAAAAAGUUUUAUCUUCAUUCACCGCACUGUGCCAGAAGGAUGGAAUGUGGGACAAGUCGCUCCCAAAAUGUGAAAUUGUGAACUGCGGGAUGCCUGAAGAGAUAGAAAAUGGAAACUUCACAUUUUUAACGGAGAAAGACGUGACAACGUAUCAAGCAUUGGUGCAGUAUGAGUGCCAUCAGCCCUAUUACUACAUGAAAGAGGAGAAAGGUCGCUAUCGGUGUGGAGCAUUAGGAUAUUGGGAGGAAGAUUCUACUAAGAGCAGGGCACUGCCAAACUGUUUGCCAGAUUGUGGAAUAAAUGUGGAUUCAAAGUCAAUUCAGCGCAUUAUAGGAGGAAAAAACGCAGACCUGGGUAACGUGCCCUGGCAGGUGCUAAUAGAAACUGAUUCAAGAGGCGGAGGGGCUCUUCUGUAUGACAACUGGGUUAUCACAGCAGCACAUGUAAUGAAGGCCAAGGAUUUGUCAGAGUAUCGUAUAAAAAUGGGCAUGAUCAGCACUAUAGAUGAGAAUUCCUUUAAGGGUGUGGCAGAAGAAGUUUUCAUUCACGAACGUUUUGAUAAUACAACUUUCAACAAUGAUAUCGCCCUCAUCAAGUUAAAAAAUAAAGCCCCUCUUAGCAGGAACCUUAUGGCAAUUUGCCUUCCAACCAAGGAGGAAAGAUUCCGUAUCUCCCACACUGAUCAAGAUAAUCACAUAGGAUUAGUGGCAGGAUGGGGGAGCACUAUUGGAUGGGGGCACACUGCUGGGAGAAUCAAAACACGACUUUUAAAGUUUGUAGAAGUAGAGGUUAUUGACCAUGCAGUAUGCAAAGCACAAUACAUGAAGAUGGGGCGUAUUGUAUACGAUAACAUGAUAUGUGCCGGUGAUGAAGAAGGGGGAAAGGAUUCCUGCAAUGGAGAUAGUGGGGGUGCACUGGCAUUCAGAGAUCGCCAGACCAAAAAAUGGUUUCAUGGGGGGAUUGUAUCCUGGGGGGUAGAUUGCGGCAAAAAAGGCCAAUAUGGAGUUUACACAAAAGUGAGUAAUUAUAUCGACUGGAUAGAAGAAACUAUUCAGAAACAUGGGUAAACCCAUCCAAUUCAUACUGUAACCACAAGUGUAUUUGUAGUACUCUGUCUUAAUUCAACAGUUGAAGCAAUUAUCAACAUUUUCUGCCAAAAUAAGUAGACUAUGUAAAUUUGUUUUAA